This is a messenger RNA of Sinocyclocheilus rhinocerous, 3936 nucleotides long. It is a transcript of the gene vcla, whose product is annotated as vinculin a. The record is from RefSeq and is a predicted model, not a curated record. NCBI's taxonomy places the organism in Eukaryota, Metazoa, Chordata, Actinopteri, Cypriniformes, Cyprinidae. Gene Ontology annotation, biological process: cell adhesion. The transcript has 22 exons. Gene Ontology annotation, cellular component: actin cytoskeleton. The coding region runs from base 208 to 3612 and encodes 1134 amino acids. Gene Ontology annotation, molecular function: actin filament binding; structural molecule activity.
UCGCGCUCACCGGCUCCGUGCUUUGGUUAUCCACAAGAAGGCGUCGAUCGUUGAGGAGGCGUUUAGGGAUUUCUCUGCAUGAGUGGAAUAGAUUUGGGAAUAGACGUUUGGAUCGUGGUGCCCUUGGAAGAAAUAACGGGGGAAAGCGCAGGACAGAGCGAACUCGUGCCUUUUUCUCACUUGUGUUGAGGAUAUUGAGAUUUCAGGAUGCCAGUUUUCCACACCAAGACGAUAGAGAGUAUCCUGGAGCCUGUGGCUCAGCAGAUAUCCCACUUGGUUAUCAUGCACGAGGAGGGCGAAGUUGAUGGGAAAGCGAUCCCAGAUCUCACCAGCCCAGUGGCGGCAGUGCAAGCGGCUGUCAGCAACCUCGUGCGGGUGGGGAAAGAGACGGUACAGACCACAGAAGACAAGAUUAUGAAGAGAGACAUGCCUCCAGCCUUCAUUAAGGUGGAGAAUGCCAGUGCAAAGCUGGUGGAAGCAGCUCGGAUGCUGAGGACAGACCCGUACUCUGUCCCGGCCCGUGAUUAUCUCAUCGAUGGAUCGCGGGGCAUCCUCUCAGGCACUUCAGACCUGCUUCUGACCUUUGACGAGGCAGAGGUGCGUAAAAUUAUCCGAGUGUGUAAAGGCAUUCUGGAGUACCUGACCGUUGCUGAGGUUGUGGAAACCAUGGAGGAUUUGAUCACUUACACUAAAAAUCUGGGACCAGGCAUGACAAAAAUGGCAAAGAUGAUUGACGAGCGGCAACAGGAGCUAACACACCAGGAGCACCGUGUGAUGCUGGUCACCUCUAUGAACACAGUGAAGGAACUGCUGCCCGUGCUUAUAUCAGCCAUUAAAAUCUUUGUGACAACCAAGUGCACCAAGAGUCAUGGUGUGGAGGAGGCCUUGAAGAACAGAAACUACACGUUUGAGAAGAUGAGCGCUGAGAUCAACGAGAUAAUCAGAGUGCUGCAACUCACUUCAUGGGACGAGGAUGCCUGGGCCAACAAAAAGGACACAGAGGCCAUGAGGAGAGCACUAGCACUGAUCGAGUCAAAGAUGGGUCAGGCUAAAGGCUGGCUGAGGGACCCUAACGGUCUACCAGGAGAUCCGGGAGAGCAUGCGCUGCGUCACAUACUGGAUGAAGCAGGAAAAGUGGGUGAGCUUUGUGCGGGGAAAGAGAGACGAGAGAUCCUGGGAACAGCCAAGACCUUGGGCCAGAUGACGGAUCAGGUGUCAGAUGUGCGCGCCAGAGGUCAGGGUGCCACUCCUAUGGGUAUGCAGAAAGCUCAGCAGGUGGGCCAAGGUUUGGAUAUUCUGGUGGGCAAAGUGGAGAACGCUGCUCGGAAACUGGAGGCCCUGACCAAUGCCAAACAGGCCAUUGCCAAAAGAAUCGACACGGCCCAGAGCUGGCUGGCUGAUCCGAAUGGUGGUCCGGAGGGGGAGGAGAACAUCCGUGCUCUUCUGGCGGAGGCCAAGCGCAUCGCUGACCUGUGUGAAGAUCCUAAAGAGAGAGACGACAUUCUGCGCUCCAUCAGCGAGGUCGCAGGACUCACUGCGAGACUGGUUGAACUUCGGAAAAUGGGUAAAGGGGAUACUCCUGAGGCUAGAGUGCUGGCCAAACAGAUUGGCACAGCUUUGCAGAACUUGCAGGCAAAGACUAACCGUGCCGUGGCCAACAUGAGACCUGCCAAGGCCGCUGUUACACUAGAGGGCAAAAUGGAGCAGGCCUUGCACUGGAUCAACAACCCUGGAGUGGACGAUCAUGGAGUAGGCCAGGCUGCCAUACGGGGGCUGAUAGCGGAAGGCCGCCGGCUGGCGAACUCUCUACCAGGGCCGUACAGACAGGAUCUGCUAGCAAAGUGUGAGCGAGUGGAGCAGCUGAUGAUGCAGUUGGCAGAUCUUGCGGUGCGGGGAGAGGGAGAGAGUCCUCAGGCGCGCGCUGUGGCUGCUCUUCUUCUGGAGGCAAUUAAAGAUCUGAAGGCGAAGAUGCAGGAAGCUAUGACCCAGGAGGUGUCUGAUGUUUUCAGUGAUACAACCACACCAAUUAAACUCCUGGCUGUGGCAGCAACGGCGCCUCUUGAGGCCCCAAACAGAGAGGAGGUCUUUGAAGAAAGGGCGUCUAACUUUGAGAAUCAUGCCAGUAGACUGGGUGCUACAGCCGAGAAGGCCGCUGCUGUGGGGACAGCCAAUAAGAGCACAGUUGAGGGCAUCCAGGCGGCUGUGAAAUCAGCCAGAGAUCUAACACCUCAGGUCACUUCUGCUGCACGCAUUUUGCUGAAGAACCCUGGCAACCAGGCUGCAUAUGAACACUUUGAGACCAUGAAGAACCAAUGGAUUGACAACAUUGAAAAAAUGACCAGUCUUGUGGAUGAAGCCAUUGACACAAAAUCCCUCUUGGAUGCAUCAGAGGAGGCCAUUAAGAAAGACAUUGAUAAAUGCCGGGUGGCAAUGGCUAACGUUCAGCCCCAGAUGUUGGUUGCAGGGGCCACCAGCAUCGCCCGGCGGGCUAACCGGGUCCUUCUGGUGGCCAAACGGGAAGUGGAGAACUCAGAGGACCCGAAAUUCAGAGAACUGGUCAAAGCUGCUUCAGAUGAACUUGGUAGAACAAUCUCACCCAUGGUUAUGGCUGCUAAAGCCGUGGCAGGAAACAUCCAGGAUCCAGGUUCACAAAAGAGCUUCUUGGACUCUGGCUACAGGAUCUUGGCUGCUGUUGGGAAAGUCAGGGAAGCCUUCCAGCCUCAGGAGCCUGACUUUCCACCUCCACCUCCAGACCUUGAUCAGCUGCAUGUCAGUGAUGAUCAGGCUCCUCCCAAACCGCCCCUCCCAGAGGGAGAGGUUCCUCCCCCGAGACCUCCACCCCCAGAGGAGAAAGAUGAGGAGUUCCCGGAGCAGAAAGCCGGCGAGAUGGUGAGCGAGCCGAUGAUGGUGGCUGCCAGGCAGCUACACGACGAGGCCCGUAAAUGGUCCAGUAAGCUUCCCCAGCCUGAAGUGACAGACGAGGGUUUUGAGGCCGCUGAGGCGGAAGUAGAUAUAGACGAUGAGGAUGAAUUCACAGACAACGAGGAUGAUUUUGAGCCAGAGCUGCUCUUAAUGUCUUCCAAUCAGACAGUUAACCAGCCCAUUUUGGCCGCUGCGCAGUCUUUGCACCAGGAGGCUCGCAAGUGGUCCAGUAAGGGUAAUGACAUCAUUGGAGCGGCUAAGCGCAUGGCCCUGCUCAUGGCAGAAAUGUCUCGUCUAGUGCGUGGAGGCAGUGGGAAUAAACGUGCCCUCAUUCAGUGCGCUAAGGACAUCGCCAAGGCCUCCGAUGAGGUCACACGGCUGGCUAAAGAGGUAGCCAAGCAAUGCACCGACAAACGGAUUCGCACAAACCUCUUGCAGGUUUGUGAGCGUAUCCCAACUAUUAGCACUCAGCUGAAGAUCCUGUCCACGGUAAAGGCCACUAUGCUGGGACGUACAAACAUCAGUGAGGAAGAAUCUGAGCAGGCCACCGAGAUGCUUGUGCACAACGCGCAGAACCUCAUGCAGUCCGUGAAGGAGACGGUCAGAGAAGCAGAAGCUGCCUCUAUCAAGAUCCGCACAGACGCAGGGUUCACUCUUCGCUGGGUCCGAAAGACCCCCUGGUACCAGUAAACUGAGGACUAGUUGAUUUCCAUUAGCAAUUUGCAUUCUUGCCUUUUCAAACGUUGUGAGAUCUGAUAAGGGGUGGCAGGUGGAGAGAAAGCACCCUGUCUGAUUCUUAAACUUUUGAACAUCAGUGUUUGGCUCAAGUUUCGGGGUGAUUGGUAUUACUUCUUUUUAUUUACUUGCUGGUAUGGGUACUUGGUACACCUCCGCUGCUCCUUACGGAGGCUAUUUUUGUCCUGAAAGUUUGCUGUUGUUACCUUUAUCUCACACUACUGGGGUAUAGUGUAGGAGUAUACAGGAAGCAAAUUUUUAAAUAUAUAUUUUUGGUAU